Molecule: messenger RNA, 2276 nt
Organism: Planococcus citri (citrus mealybug)
Lineage: Eukaryota; Metazoa; Arthropoda; Insecta; Hemiptera; Pseudococcidae
Exons: 7
Coding region: 295-1926 (543 amino acids)
Molecular function (GO): nucleic acid binding; zinc ion binding
Source: RefSeq, a predicted model, not a curated record
GUGCAAGCCUGUUUUACUUCACUUCAAGUUGUCAUUGUCAAUUCUUGCGCAGUUUAGAUUUUUACAACACUAGUAGACUGGAAGAUUGGAGGGUGUAGACGGGGCUUAUGGCUUACUGAUAGUGAGAAUCAGAAUGAUAACAAUGAUCACAUAAUUUUCAACAGGAUUACGGACGGUGGGUCAACGUCGUCGUUACGAUCUCUUUUUAUCAACCGAUUCAGAUAUUUUUUUGGUGCAUGGUGUUUACAAGUUUCAAUUUUCUCGUAACUUAGUUACAUAUUACUCUUGGAAAAGAUGACUUCUCACAAUAGCUACUAUAAGGGUAGGCGUCCGAAAGAAAGGAGAAAAUGGGCAAGAGACUCGGACACUGGCACGGAAAGUGAUUCUUCGACCAGUUACAGUGAAGACGAACGAUCAUUCCGGUAUACGAGUCAGCCAGCUCGAUUCGAAGAAGGAUUUGAUGCCCGUAAAAUAAUAAAUAUGAAAACUGAUGCUGGAUCCGAAGAAGAAUUUGAUGCCCGCGAUAUAAUAAAUAUGAAUAAAGUUGAAGAAGGAUUUGAUGCCCGCGAUAUAAUAAAUAUGAAUAAAAUCGCAGAAGGAUUUGAUGCCCGUGAUAUAAUAAAUAUGAAUAAAGCUGAAGCUGGAUUCGAAGAAGAAUUUGAUGCUCGCGAUAUAAUAAAUAUGAGAACCAUUAAUCGCGUUACUGAUAGAGAAGAUUCCCAGCAGGACGACUAUGAAACAGCGAGUGAACAAUGGCCAAGUGAAGAUGAACUUUCUAACCUGGACGAGUCUCCGAAAUUUGUCGAAGGAGUUCAAGUUGGACUGAAAAUAAACCUCAACGUUGAGGAAACGCGAAGAAAAGUUCAUAAGCUUCAAGAUAUGAGAGAAGAUAUGUGGGAAGAUGACAAUCGAAGAGCGAGCGAGCAUUGGCCAGGAGGUAAUAGUUCUAACAUUGAGCCGUCUUAUACAUACUCCCAUGAGCAGCAACCUGAACCGGAAAGCAACCUCGAUGCUUUUAAAAAGGAAACAAACGUCGCGAAUUCUCUACACGUUGAAGCGGAAGCGGGUGACUGGGAGCCCAAAAAUCGACAUAAGAAGGUGAGAUUUCAAGACGAGAAAAUGGAUACCGACAAAGACUGCUUUCAAAAGACAAAUUCCCGCGGCGAUGACGACGGAAUUCGGUCAUCAGAAAGGCGGCCGGCUGUGAAACGUCUAGGUUCGCGCAGAAAGGCUUUCUCAGCAACAGUGCCGCGUAAAUACGCAAAAUGGAGAUCUCAAUCUGCGUGCCACGAACCGAAGGGCUAUCGGCAACGGCGACGAGUUUUCAAACUUCAGAAGCGCUCAAAACCGAAAAGAGAACCUAUAUGCACCAACUGUUGGCAUCCCAAUCAUGUUGUACAGAAUUGCAUGGGAUCUAAAAGAUGUGAUUCUUGUAAAAAAGACGGGCAUGCCACGGAUCUAUGCUGGUUUCGUCCAGGUAAACGUGGCCGUAUAACUUCAUCAUCAUCAAAGAACGUAAGAGACGAUCUAGCAGGCGAACGUGACGGUGAAACGUCUAAAAAAUGUUACGUUUGUAAAAAAACUGGACAUGCCACGAAUCGAUGCUGGUUUCGUCUAGGCGAACGUGGCCGUAAACCUUCAUCAGAGAACGUAGAAGACGAUCUUCUAGGCGAACGUGACGGAGAAACAUCUAAAAAAUGUAAUAUUUGUAAGAAAACCGGACAUGCUACAGAUCGAUGCUGGUUUCGUCGACGCAAACGUGGCCGUAAAACGUCAUCAUCAUCAGAAAACGUAGAAGACGAUCUUUUAGACGAAAGUGGCUGUGAAACCACAUUAGAGAACGUAGAAUACGAUCUUCCAGGCGAAGGUGACUGUGAAACAACAUCAGAGAACUCAGAGGGAGACGCGUUAUAUUGGUACGCGUAGAUGAAGCCGAUCAGAGAUGACGAUAUUUUUGUGAAAGUUUUUCCUUUUUUUUUCGCGCUUUCAUCCUUCGUUGAUGUUAUUUAGGUAUAAUUUUAUGUUACAUUUCAAGUUCUUUUUUUUGUUUCGAAUGUUUCAAUUUUUCAUUUUGAUCCCCGUGGGUUAGAUAACAAAUUUUAUUUUCUAUUUUAUUACAUCAGUGAUGUGCCUGAACGGAGGUACUGAAACUACAACGAUUUGCAAGAAGUUGUUCUUUAUUUUACUUUACAAUACGCAGGUACGUUGUUAUUUAAUUUUGUUUGUUAUAAUAUAAUACUUGUUCUGAACAAAUAAAUCAUGGAAUUGUUUCAGUU